Molecule: messenger RNA, 2427 nt
Organism: Cyclopterus lumpus (lumpfish)
Lineage: Eukaryota; Metazoa; Chordata; Actinopteri; Perciformes; Cyclopteridae
Gene: marveld2l
Product: occludin/ELL domain containing 1
Exons: 6
Coding region: 324-2003 (559 amino acids)
Biological process (GO): bicellular tight junction assembly
Cellular component (GO): bicellular tight junction; cytoplasmic vesicle; apical plasma membrane
Source: RefSeq, a predicted model, not a curated record
GGGCGGUUCAGGUUUAAUGUUUGAGCUUUUUACUUCCCCCUCAGUUCUCAACACACACAUUUGGCCAAUCACCCUGCGUGUGUGGAACUGAGCAUCUAAAACUGGGAGUGAGUCACCUGAGAGACUGAGGAGGGUGAGCGCAGUGGGCCACACCGGCCAUUUUACAGUAGGUAUCAGUUCCUGUUUCCUUACAAACACCUGCUCAAAGUCCAUCUGCAUGACCAGAGGAACAAACUGGGGUCAAACCGUUUCUUCCUAUCCAUGCCUCAUAAGGACUACAUGGUUAUUUAUUUCUUAAUGAAUCACCAAAACGAGCCCGCAGCAUGAAAAGCUGGAGCAGCAAAUUCAAGAGACAAGACCCUGGCAGUGUGGCUGAGUCCUCCUCUAGCAAGAUGAACUCCAUUAGUGGCCCACCGGAGCCUGUGUGGGUUACUCACACACCCACACCAGAUAAUAUCACAGAUGAUGGGGAUAAUAGCUCCACAGGCCGAACCUCCAGCACUCCACCGUAUGCUGAGAAGGAGGACAAUAAAGGCAGUAUGAAGGAAAGACUGAAAACCUUCAUCCCUCAGUCAUGGGGAGGCAUCAUCCAUAAAUGGACAAAGGAAAGUGACAGUUUAAAUGACUCUGAAGCCAGCAUCAGUAAGAUCCAGAUCCUUCCCAAUGGGAGCAGGGUGAGUCCUCCUGUAAGUCCCCUGCGGGAGCGCAGGAACUGUAAUGAAUCACUUGGCAACUCCAGCCAGAACUCUCAUAGGCCUUUGUUAAGGGAGAGCCCCUCUGAUGAUAUCUUGUAUGAGGGCCUACGAGAGGAAUCUCUCCUGACCAGUAUCCAUCCUGCAGAGUACUACGCUGAGAAGCUGGAGGUCUAUAACCAGAAGUACUCUUAUUUAAAAUCCUGGCCAGGGUUGCUCAGACUUCUUGCGGGACUUCAGCUCCUUUUUGGAGGCAUGGUGUUUGCCUGCAUCAUCGCGUACAUCCAGAAAGACAGCGAGUGGUCCAACAGCUACGGACUCUAUAACGGUGCAUAUAACAAUGGGCUAGGCAUGUCUGGAUACAGCUAUAGGGGCCCCAUGACGGCCUUUGUACUGGCUAUAGCUGGAGUCUCCUGGAUUAUAACCCUCAUUCUUUUAGUGCUGGGAAUGACAAUGUAUUAUCGCACUAUCCUCCUUGACGCACCGUGGUGGCCUCUGACGGAGGCCUUCAUCAACGUGGCGCUGUUUCUGUUCUACAUGGCAGCCGGGAUUGUCUACCUGAACGACUUGAACCGUGGGGGGCUGUGCUACACAACAAUAGGCGUCAACCCUAUCAUGGCCAAUCUGUGCCGGGUUGAUGGGGGACAGAUGGCGGGAACGGCUUUCAUCUUCAUCAACAUGGCAAUGUAUCUGGGAAGCUUCCUGGUGUGUCUGAAGAUGUGGAGGCAUGAGGCUGCACAAAGGGAGAAAGAGUACUUUGAGAACAAGGAGCAGUUUCACCAGUCCAUCCCACUAACCACUCAAAAAACAAAGCGCAUAUCAUUCAAGGAUGAAAAGGAUAAGUCUCUGAGUAAAGAUGAUCUCAAUCAAAAUGCCUUCAUCUCUGAGGUGCAUAAGAACCCAGUCAGUGUGAACAGAGCCACAGUGUCUGAAUACACCCCAAAAGUACACAUCAUCGCAGACUACAUCAUAAAGUAUCCAGGGAUCAGCUGUGUGGAAGAAAAGGAAAAAUACAAAGCAGUUUUUAAUGACCAGUAUCAGGAAUACAAGGACCUCCACAGAGACAUCGGCAUCACCCUCGAUAAGUUCAGACAGCUGGAUGCCAUGAUGGCACGACUCCUCAGAGAUGGAAAAAGCCAAGAGGAUCAGCAGAGGAUUCAAAGCGUUUUGAAGAAGUAUCAGCGGAAAAAAAGUGACCCCGGCUUCCUCGAGAAAAAGGAACGAUGUGACUAUUUAAAAGCUAAAUUAAGCCACAUCAAAAACAAGAUACGCAUUUUUGACCAGGAAGCCAUGGAAGAUGGUCGGACAUGAAGAACAGAGAGAAAUACAUGAAGCACACGAUGAGCGGACCAAAGCAAAUAACCUUUCUGUCAUUGAAUAUUUUCGUGUCACUUUUUUAUGUGUUGUUUCAUCAGUAUAUUGAUCAUAUUGAAUAUAUAUUAAUUUUGAAUGAAAAACAUAAUGGACAAUCUUUGUACAAGCAUCAUUGUGACAUGGAACCUGGUUUAUAACACCUGAGCUACAACAUUAUAAUGGCUAAAUGUUGCAUAUCUUUUUGUUUCAUUACACAUCCCCUCACACAUCAUCUCACGUUUUCUUGUCAUAUUCCUCAUUUGUGUCACCACGGGGGAACAACAUGUUGAUUCAGUUUACGUUGUAAAUCAAAUUUCUUGCAGUGAUUGCAAUUGUUAUAAAACAAAAUAUGUUUGCGUGAUAAAGAUUCUUUUUUACUACA